UCAUCAUAUACAAUUAUACAUCUUCACUUCUCUCCCCGCUCAUUCUAGCACAUUAAUUCUUUCCCUCAACAGAUUAAGCUUAUAAUCAUUUCUUGAGCUUUUCUUUCCACCCUCCUUUUAACAAUUUCACUUGAAAUAGCUCAUUCCAUAGCAAUUCAUGAUGGACUCGCACAAGCAACUAUUUUUCCUCUCAUUUCUUCCCCUACUACUUCUACUUCUCUCAGGGCAUAUGGGGCUGCAAUUAACUGAGGCUCACUUGCAACGCCAUGAGAUGAAUUAUCCCCCGAAAAUGUUGUUGGUUUUUGGGGACUCGUAUGUUGAUACCGGGAACACGAGAAUAGAUCAAGCUGGAUCGUGGAAAAACCCUUAUGGUGUAACUUUUCCCGGAAAACCAGCCGGUAGAUUCUCCGAUGGUAGAGUUCUAACCGACUUCAUUGCUAAGUAUUUGGGAAUCAAAUCGCCAGUUCCGUACAAAUUCAGGAAACUGAUGCUGAAACAAUUGAAAUCUGGGAUGAAUUUUGCAUAUGGUGGCACUGGUGUGUUUGACACGUCCUCCAAAAACCCAAACAUGACAAUCCAAAUCGAUUUUUUGAAGCAAUUGAUAAAAGAACAUGUGUACACGACCUCAGAUCUGAACAACUCAGUGGCCUAUGUUUCCGUAGCUGGAAAUGAUUACAAUUUCUACUUGGCCACAAAUGGAUCUAUUGAGGGUUUCCCGUCUUUCAUCGCCUCAGUGGUUAACCAAACUGCCACUAACUUGCUUCACAUCCAAAGGUUGGGAGUGAGAAAAAUUGUUGUGGGUGGUCUACAACCCCUUGGAUGUCUUCCUUCCUCCACAGCCUUAUCUUCAUUCCAACAAUGUAAUAGCACAUUCAACGACCUCAUAGGUCUCCACAACAAACUAUUGAACCAAGCCGUGACCAAGUUGAACCAAAAAAGCAAGGAUAACUCCACCUUCAUAGUUCUUGACCUUUUCGACACUUUCAUGUCAGUGUUAAACCACCCAUCUACCAAUAACAUUAAGGACCCUCUCAAGCCUUGCUGCGUAGGGUUAAGUAGCCAAGAUUUUUGUGGGAGCGUGGACGAGAGAAAUGUUAAGCAAUAUAAGGUUUGUGACAGUCCCAAAUCAGCUUUCUUUUGGGAUCUCUUGCACCCAACUCAAGCAGGUUGGCAUGCUGUGUAUAAUAAGUUGCAAACGACGACGAGUGCUCUUCGUCGACUUCGAUACUAAAGAGUAGAGAGUUAUGCAUCAUAGCUAUUUCUAGGCCUUUUGUUUGUUGUAUUUUAAUAAUGCACCCUCUUUUCGUUUGUUGAUUUAUCCUCAAAUUCUGAUUUGUUUGUAUUUAUCCCAAAUGGUUUCUCUUUUAUGGGUGCAAUGUUUAAACAGAUAGUUCUUUUUGUGAGAGAAAUAAAUCUGUAAGUUAGUGAAUCUGUUUUGAAA
Glycine soja is the source of this 1441-nucleotide messenger RNA. Its product is annotated as GDSL esterase/lipase At5g03610-like. The record is from RefSeq and is a predicted model, not a curated record. The transcript is spliced from 4 exons. Gene Ontology annotation, molecular function: hydrolase activity, acting on ester bonds. NCBI's taxonomy places the organism in Eukaryota, Viridiplantae, Streptophyta, Magnoliopsida, Fabales, Fabaceae. Bases 158 to 1231 code for a protein of 357 amino acids.